AGUGUAAGUGAUUCAAGAUAGUACCACAAGGGUUCACUGGGCUCCUCACAACCUUUAAACCCAACAAAAAGAAGACUGAGCCAGGAGGAACAGGGCGCCGCCUUCAACACGAACUAUCCUGUAGUAUUUCAAUUCAUUCUUUUGUUGUAGGAUAUUCAGGAUUAUCAGAAAAAAUGGGAAGUGAAAGUUUUAUGAACUUUUGGUCAUCUAUUGUUAAUGAUGACUGUAUCCAGGACCAGCUGAAGUCUGUCAUGACCAUAGAGGAUAGAGAAGAGCGAGCACUGCAGCUCCUCUCUCGCACUCUGUUUCUUUUAGUGAUGGAAAUCAAGCAUGAGCGUGAUGCAGUUACCAAGACACUGAACCAGAUGAAGGAAAGGUCUAGCAGGUGCACUUCACAAGGAGAGAAUGCUGUAGGUGAUGCUUCAGGUAGUGUAAAACCUUAUGAGCUGCAACAUCAGAAAGAAAUGAAUCAGUUGGAUUCACAGGAGAGUCCUGUAAAGAUAAACAUUCCAAUUAUGCAAUCAGAAGGAGAUGGUUAUGGCAUUCAGAAGAUUGUUGAUGCUUCAGGAAAGAAAGAAAGUAAAUUAAUGAAUAAUCAGAGAAGAAACAAUGACUAUCGAUGUCUGUCCAGAUCCCCCAGAAGAGUAAGUCCAAAAAAUAGUAGAGAGAUUGAAGAGAAAGAAAAUGGUAUGACAAAUGGGAAGGCUUCAGAAGAAAUUGCUUCAAAAAUUCUUGCUCCAGAAACAUUGUCUCUAGAUGAGAAUGAACUGUAUAUUAAUGUGUCAAAAAGAAGGGCUCUAGCAACACAGACUGUGAGUGUCCCAGAGACCCUUGCUGUAGAGAAUACAAGUGCCCUCAAUACAAAUGUGAAUGAAAAUACAGACUUUUAUGGAAACAAUGUUAGCAGUGGGAGUGAAAUAUUAGAGGAAACAGUCACUCCACCUUGGAAUUCUCCUAUUGAUGGAGGAAAAGAAAUGAGAAGUCCUCAUAAAGAUCAAAUAAGUACUGAGUCCCUGAAUCAGAGAAGUCCAGUGCUAGGAAAGCAAAAUCGACUCUCAACCUCAGCAACCAUGAAGGAAACAAUUGAUGUACCUGUAAUCUCCCCUCUGGCAUUAAACUUGGAUGCAAAUAAACAGUCACCAAAGCCACUGGAUUCAAAAGGCAUAAAAAGAACUAAGAUUAUUACUUCAACCCCAAAGUAUUCUUCCCUUAGCACUCAGAAUUUUUCAAGCUCGCUGAAUGAUUCUACAUCUCCCUCACUUUUGCCAGCUGUUAAAAACAAAGCUGUUAGAAAUAAUAAUGAGGAAACACAUCCUUCUAAUCCAACUUCUCUUGAAAACCUGCAAGAACAAAAGCAAUCUUCAAAAUCAAGGAAAGCUUUUCAGAGGUGUUUAUCAAGUUCCAGAAUAUCUCCACCAAUAGGAAAUUCCCGUAGCCUGAGGAGAUAUAAAACUACAGAUGAGCAAAGCAAGAUAUCUUUGAGUAAGAUUAUUAUUGAACCACCUACAUCUAAUAAGAAAAAAUAUAAACAGACAAAGAUCUCUUCAAAUAUAUUUCAAAAGAAGACAGAUGUUGCAAAAGCUACUGGUGGUGUACAAAGCAAAGUGUUCAACCCCUUUGAUGAAGCUGCUGCUAUUAGUGCUGCACUAGAGGAGUCCCUCAAGACCAAGGCUUUUGAUGACAUGAUGCGUAAAAAACGUGAUGCCUUACUUGCUGAGUCAUAUGCUGUAAAGUCGGCUGUGGGAGUUAGCGGUCAUUCAAAUAGAAAAGACAACCAGGAAUUAAGUCCAACCUCAUCCUCUGUAUCUCAUGAAGAAGCAUGUAAGAAAGAAGUUAAAGUAAGGAAAGAGUGUCCAGUAAAAACCUUUGAGCUUUGUCCAAUGAAGUUAAGAUCUAGCCCUCAAAAAAGAAAAUUGGAAAGUCCUGAGUGUGAAAAUGAAAGUCUAACUAAAGCAAAGAGGGUUCUACAGCAGGACAGAACAAAAAAGCAAGUUGAAAAUGAAAUUUUAGAAUUGGAUCAGCUGCUGGACAAAAUUAAUAAAAGUCCACUGCAGGAGAAUAAAGUAAAAAAAAAAUUGCAGAGGAAAUGCGAGUUGCAGAAACCUAGAAGUAAGGUCAUCGAUGACAGUUUUGAUGUGGUUCCAAUUAAAAACAAGGUGCCUGAGUUUGCCCACCGUGGGGAUGUGGUACGGAAGAAGGCUGACCGUAAGCAGUUAGCAGGUUGGCAGUGCCAUGAAUGUGAAAAAUGGUAUGAAGCACAUCCAGACCCACAAGAAAAAAAGGUAUAAUGAGGUUGUAGGAAACCUAAGCAGUUGUGCUGAGAUCAAGAAAUAUUGGCAGGUAGUGUACUAGUCUGCCAGACACAAUCCUCACCUGCAUACCAGUGCAUUGGACACGUUAAGGGAAGAACACAC
Cherax quadricarinatus is the source of this 2414-nucleotide messenger RNA. NCBI's taxonomy places the organism in Eukaryota, Metazoa, Arthropoda, Malacostraca, Decapoda, Parastacidae. The record is from RefSeq and is a predicted model, not a curated record.